AUGGUGGCAGAGCCUAGAGAUGAGAUGAGUAAAUUUGUAACGGGUAUGUCUAGUUUGGUGAGAAAAGAAUGUUGUUCGGCUAUGCUUCAUGAUAACAUGAAUAUAUCCCAUUUUAUGGUGUAUGCUCAACAAAUGGAGAGUGAGAAACUCCUAGGCAACAAUAGGGAGAUGAAAAGAGCUAGGUCCGAUGAACAAGAACAACCAAGGUCCCAAAUGAGGUCCUCUAACCAAGAUUCCCCAAUGGUCAACAAGGAUAGGGCGUCUAACCCUUAUUCUCAAGGAGGAAAUGGAGGCAGUUCUUCUUUUGAGAGAUCUAUAUGUGCCAAGUGUGGGAAUCCACAUUUGGGUAAGUGCCUUGCCGGCAUGGAUGGUUGCUUUGGGUAUGGGAAGAAAGGUCAUAAUAUGAGAGAUUGUCCAACAUUCAUGGCAAAAGGGAGAGAGGCCAACCAAGCUUCUCUUAGUGUCUUGGAUCCUAAUGCUCCAAAGCAUGGUCAUUUCUAUGCACUCCGGUCUAGAGAGGACAAAGGAGCCUUUCCGGAUGAAGGGAUCGGUAUGUUGAUUGUUUCUUAA
This is a messenger RNA of Solanum verrucosum, 570 nucleotides long. RefSeq lists its product as uncharacterized. The transcript has a single exon. The record is from RefSeq and is a predicted model, not a curated record. NCBI's taxonomy places the organism in Eukaryota, Viridiplantae, Streptophyta, Magnoliopsida, Solanales, Solanaceae. Bases 1 to 570 code for a protein of 189 amino acids.